Molecule: messenger RNA, 2071 nt
Organism: Jaculus jaculus (lesser Egyptian jerboa)
Lineage: Eukaryota; Metazoa; Chordata; Mammalia; Rodentia; Dipodidae
Gene: Pmpca
Product: peptidase, mitochondrial processing subunit alpha
Exons: 13
Coding region: 1-1575 (524 amino acids)
Cellular component (GO): mitochondrion
Molecular function (GO): metal ion binding; metalloendopeptidase activity
Source: RefSeq, a predicted model, not a curated record
AUGGCGACGGCGGUGUGGGCGGCCGCGCGGUUGCUGCGGCGUUCGGCGGUGCGGGGCCUGCCGCCCAGGUCUGGCCUUCCUGCACACCGACAGUUCAGUAGCGGGAGCACCCACUCCAGCAUCCCCCUCUCUUCUCCUUUACCUGGAGUGCCCAAGCCCGUUUUCGCUACUGUUGAUGGACAGGAAAAAUUCGAAACCAGAAUUACCACACUGGAUAAUGGGCUUCGUGUGGCAUCUCAAAAUAAGUUUGGCCAGUUCUGUACCGUAGGAAUUCUUAUUAAUUCAGGAUCAAGAUAUGAAGCAAAAUAUCUUAGUGGAAUUGCCCAUUUUUUGGAAAAAUUGGCAUUUUCGUCUACAGCUCAAUAUGACAGCAAAGAUGAAAUUCUGCUUACUUUGGAGAAGCAUGGUGGUAUCUGUGACUGCCAGACCUCAAGAGACACCACCAUGUACGCCGUUUCUGCUGAUAGUAAAGGCUUGGACACGGUCGUCAGUCUGCUGGCUGAAGUCGUUUUGCAGCCCCGCCUGACAGAUGAAGAAAUCGAGAUGACACGGAUGGCUGUCCAGUUUGAGCUUGAGGACCUAAACAUGCGACCUGACCCAGAACCACUGCUCACGGAGAUGAUUCAUGAAGCUGCCUACAGAGAGAACACAGUGGGCCUACACCGUUUCUGCCCUGCAGAAAACAUAGCAAAGAUUGAUCGGGAUGUGCUUCACUCCUUCCUGAGGAACUACUAUACCCCUGACCGCAUGGUGCUGGCUGGAGUGGGUGUGGAGCAUGAGCACCUGGUGGAAUGUGCCAGAAAGCACCUCCUGGGAGCUCAGCCUUCCUGGGGGGCUGCUGGGGCAGUGGACGUUGACAGAUCAGUGGCUCAGUACACUGGGGGGAUUGUCAAGGUGGAGAGAGACAUGUCUAACGUCAGCCUGGGCCCAACUCCGAUCCCUGAACUUACUCACAUCAUGGUCGGGCUGGAGAGCUGUUCUUUCCUGGAGGACGAUUUCAUCCCCUUUGCUGUGCUGAACAUGAUGAUGGGAGGAGGAGGCUCCUUCUCAGCCGGUGGGCCCGGCAAGGGCAUGUUCUCCAGGCUCUAUCUCAACGUGCUCAACAGGCACCACUGGAUGUACAAUGCAACCUCCUACCACCACAGCUAUGAAGACACGGGCCUCCUGUGCAUUCAUGCCAGUGCCGACCCGAGACAGGUUCGAGAAAUGGUAGAGAUCAUCACGAAGGAGUUUAUCUUGAUGGGUGGAACUGUAGAUAUGGUGGAGCUGGAGCGAGCCAAGACGCAGCUGAUGUCAAUGCUCAUGAUGAACCUGGAGUCCAGGCCCGUCAUUUUUGAAGAUGUGGGCAGGCAGGUGUUGGCUACGCAUUCGAGAAAGCUGCCCCAUGAGCUGUGCACACUCAUCCGAAACGUGAAGCCAGAAGAUGUAAAGAGGGUGGCCUCCAAGAUGCUCCGUGGGAAGCCUGCUGUGGCUGCCCUGGGUGAUUUGACAGAUCUGCCAACUUAUGAGCAUAUCCAGGCAGCUCUGUCCAGCAGAGAUGGGCGCCUACCCAGGACAUACCGUCUCUUCCGAUAGUCUGUCCAAGCUUCUCAGAGAGCCAUGGCUGCAGUGUGUUACAAUGGGUGUGGACUUAGCAUGAAGAUGCGUGGUUCUAUAAACAGUGCCAAUUGAGGGACUGCUUGAAUGAGCACAGUAAAUGUUAUCACAGCACCUGCUGGCCUGCAGGGUGGCUUUCAUUCACUUAGAAUGAAACUUGGCAUUUGGAAACAAAUACUCCUUUCACUCUGUAGCUGGAAGGUGGGCCUGGGAGUAAAAGCUUACCACCAUGGCCUGGUGAACACUCACUUUUGUAUGGGCUCUCAGUGUAGGGCACUGCAGGGACUAGAGACAGCUGGGUGUCCCUGACUAGAAGCUUGGGACAUGGGUUUGUUUGUCCUCUCUCUGGUCUACCGCCUGUGUUGUGUACAUACUGUCCUGUGCCUGUGAUGAGCCCAGCUUCCCAACUAGUGGAUGAGGCGCUGUUGGCAUGCUCACCUGCCACCGCUCUUAAUAAAGUGCCGGAUUCUCUCAA